Molecule: messenger RNA, 1594 nt
Organism: Populus nigra (black poplar)
Lineage: Eukaryota; Viridiplantae; Streptophyta; Magnoliopsida; Malpighiales; Salicaceae
Product: piriformospora indica-insensitive protein 2-like
Exons: 2
Coding region: 87-1526 (479 amino acids)
Molecular function (GO): protein binding
Source: RefSeq, a predicted model, not a curated record
UUAUCUCUGCCAAUGUCUUCUGUUAAUGUUCUGUUUUAACCCAACCAGUCUUAUAUUAUUGUUUCUGCUUAAUUCUCUCUUUACCCAUGAUGAAGACUUUUAACAUAAACAGUCAUGUCAUUUUGGUCCUAUGCAUAAUGAGUUUAGGUGUUUGGUGCUAUGGGGAAGAAGAUUAUAAUGGUGCAGUUCCAAUGGAGGAAGGUGAGAAAACAGCUCUAUACUCUGCCAUUCAAGGCUUUGUAGGUAAUUGGUGGAAUGGCUCAGAUCUCUAUCCGGAUCCUUGUGGGUGGACUCCUGUUCAGGGAGUCUCCUGUGAUCUAUUUGAUGGGCUUUGGUAUGUCACUGCUUUAAGCAUUGGACCCAUUCUGGACAAUUAUCUUGAUUGUGCUCCAAUUGUGGAGUUUAGACCACAAUUGUUUGAGCUCAAGCACCUAAAGUCUCUAACUUUCUUCAGUUGCUUUGUGUCUCCCCACGAACAUCCAAUCAUUAUCCCUAGCAAGAACUGGGAAAAACUUGCAGGCAACUUGGAAACAUUAGAGUUUCGAUCAAACCCUGGUCUCAUUGGAAAAGUUCCAUCAAGCUUUGGUAGCCUAAUUAGGCUCCAGUCUUUAGUACUACUAGAAAAUGGAUUGACUGGUGAAUUACCAAGAAAUGUUGGUAACUUGACCAAGUUGAAGAGGCUAGUCCUUGCUGCAAACUGGUUUUAUGGGAGGAUUCCAGAUAAUUUCGGUGGGUUAAAUGAGCUAUUAAUCUUGGAUUUAAGUAGGAAUUUACUAUCUGGGUCUCUGCCUUUGACUCUUGGGGGUCUCAAUUCACUUUUAAAACUUGAUUUGAGCAACAAUCAGCUUGUAGGCAGCCUGCCAACAGUGAUGUGUUACAUGAAGAAUUUGACACUUUUAGACCUGAGAAACAACAGCUUUUCUGGUGGAUUGACCAAGUCACUGCAAGAGAUGUAUUCUUUGGAAGAAAUGGCCUUGUCUAACAACCCGAUUGGAGGAGACCUUCAGGGCCUAGAGUGGCAUAGCCUACAGAAUUUGGUGGUCCUGGACCUCUCCAAUAUGGGCUUAACAGGUGAGAUUCCCGAGUCCAUUGCUGAAUUGAAGAGGCUGAGAUUUUUGGGUCUUAGAGGCAACAGGCUCACAGGAAAUCUCUCCCCAAAGCUAGCAACUUUGCCAUGUGUUAGUGCACUCUACCUGGAUGGAAACAAUCUGACAGGAGAGCUCAAGUUUUCUGGAUGGUUUUAUGGGAAAAUGGGUAGGCGUUUUGGGGCUUGGAAUAAUCCAAAUCUGUGUUACCCGGUUGGGUUAAUGUCAACGGGCCAUGCUCCAUAUGGGGUGAAACCAUGCCAGCAAGAGGUCUCCUUAGUUGAAGCCAGCACAAAUUCCAUGUUAGGUGAUGGCAAUUUUAAUCAGAAUUCCCGUUUAAUGGCCUCUUUGGGAUUCCCAAGCUACGUCAUUGAUGGGUUUUGGAGGUUUUAUUUAGUACAGGUAUUUAUGAUGGUUCAACUGCUGAAUUGUUUCAUAUAGGCCCAAGUUUGUGAUGAUGCUAAGCCUAGAAAGUAAACCUUUUAAAUGUAACCGAAGUACAUUAGUUU